Molecule: messenger RNA, 3152 nt
Organism: Linum trigynum
Lineage: Eukaryota; Viridiplantae; Streptophyta; Magnoliopsida; Malpighiales; Linaceae
Source: the annotation of a GenBank genome assembly
AAUAACUUGAACAAAUCCACUGCACCAACCACUGUCAGUUAAUGCACAUACAUGCACGUACGUUACUACGCAUGCACUCUGGCCACGUACUUCACAUGCAAACCAUGAAAAUCCCAGACCUACGUUACAAAUUUAAUGACUCUGAUUUCAUUCCUUUUUGACCAUAUCUCAACAAUGAAUGGAGUAAGAAUAUAAAUACCUGAGCUGCGGACGCACUAGUUCCUCACCCCAGCUAGCUCUUCACAAUAUACCCAAAGAAGCACUAGUGUUUAUCCUUCGUAACCAACACAAACUGCAGCAAGCCAUGGCUUCUUCUGCUCUCGCAGCUGUUUCCCCAUUGAUCUCGUCCUUGACAGCCUUCAAGAGCAAUGCCAGUACUGCUGCUAAUCCUACAUCCCUUCUUCUGCCCAACCAUCCCUCCCAAACUAGCUCUGUGAAGCGUCGUCCAAUCUCCAUCAAAGCUACCGUCAGGGAAGCUGCUUCAUGCAAAUCCUCUGGUAGCACUCUGGGUGGGGACUCUGGUAUCCUCGCCCUAUUCGGCAAAGCUGAUGAUCAUACCUUCUCGACUGACGGGGACUCUAGCUUGUGGGCGCCACCAGCGUUCGGCAAAGCUGGUCAUGCGGCCUCCUCAGCUGCAGGGGAUGCUGGCUUGAUCUUGGUGUUUGGAAAAACUGGUCAUAUUUCCUCAGCUGAAGGGGACUCUAGCCUGUGGGCGCCACCAGCGUUCGGCAAAGCUGGUCAUGCGGCCUCCUCAAUUGGCGGGGACGAAGGCUUCGUGUACCUUGUGUUUGGCAAAAGUGGACAUACCUCCUCAACUGGCGGGGACUCUGGCGUGUUUAACCCGCUCUUCUUCGGCAAAGCUGGUCAAACAACCUCCUUAACCGGAGGGGACGCUGGAUUGAUCCUCGUGUUUGGCAAAAGUGGCAAUACCUCCUCAACUGGCGGGGACUCUGGUGUGUUUAACCCGCUUUUUUUUGGCAAAACUGGUCAUACAACCUCUUCAACCGGAGGGGACGCUGGUUUGAUCCUCGUGUUUGGCAAAAGUGGCAAUACCUCCACAACUGGCGGGGACUCUGGUGUGUUUAACCCGCUCUUUUUUGGCAAAACUGGUCAUACAACCUCUUCAACCGGAGGGGACGCUGGCUUGAUCCUCGUGUUUGGCAAAAGUGGCAAUACCUCUUCAACUGAAGGGGACUAUGGCGUGUUUAACCCACUCUUCUACAACAAAGCUGGCCUCAUGACCUCAACAGGAGGGGACGCUGGCUUGAUCCUCGUGUUUGGCAAAAGUGGCAAUACCUCUUCAACUGAAGGGGACUAUGGCGUGUUUAACCCACUCUUCUACAACAAAGCUGGCCACAUGACCUCAACAGGAGGGGACGCUGGCUUGAUCCUCGUAUUUGGAAAAACUGGUCACAUGACCUCCUCAACUGGCGGGGACUCUGGUGUGUUCAACCCGCUCUUCUUCGGCAAAGCUAGUCAUACAACCUCCUCAACUGAAGGGGAUGCAGGCAUGAUGUUCGUGUUCGGCAAAACUGGUCAUAUUGCCUCCUCAACCGGUGAGGACUCUGGCUUGUACCCAAUGGCCCUGGUCGAUCAGCAAGCAUAGCUUCGCACAGAAGUGAUCACAUGAAGCUCCACCAGAUAGCAGGCAAAUCAUAUGUAUUUUUAUGUUUGUCAGUGUGUGUUUGAGAGAGUACUGAAGGCAAAGCCAGCAGUAGCUCCCUCCUGUCUUUUCAUUUCCAGUUGAGCUUCUGUUGCUCGUAGUUAUUUGUCGACCCGAUCGAAGCCUAUGCAUUAUGUGCGAUAAUGGCUUGUCUCAUUUAUGUUGUUAUAUGUAUCGUUCGUGGUAGAAAUUAAGUUCAGUUCCCAGUGAGUACUCAUCGUCGUUUCAUGAUCAAGACAUGCCAGCAUAGCCAGAAAUAUUCGGUAUCCAAAAGGGCAUUAAAAUAGCCAGUAAUUUUUACCGAGAUUACUAAAGUUUAAACUGAAUUUUCAAAGAAAGGAAAAUGAUUUAUUUAAACCGUUGAAUAAUGGGUUAGUGACUAAUAUCAUAUGAUCACUGUACAUAUCCUAUAUUACUAAGCAAGUGUUAGGGAUAAAUGUAAAAGUUAUAACAUAUUGUGAUCAUAUAGUAUAACGAAAAUAAAAAAUAAAAAGACAUAAGUUUUAAGAAUUCAAAUAAAAAUCCUUUUUAGAUAUGGCAUGAACAUACUCAAAACAACCCACUACAUUUCUUAUAGCAAAUACUAAUCUUGGCAGAAAUAUAAUUGUUGAUCUUUUUACCAGUUUAGAAUAUGGUGCAUAAUCACAAAUGUAUAAUAAGAUAUAGCUCAUUGAUUUUGAGUGGAGCGAAAUCUAACGAUUGAAAUUAAAAUACUUGUUACCAAUUUUUUUGUAUCUUCUCUGUUAUAAUGUGAAUUUCAAAAUUAUGGAACGAGUUCGUUGUGAUUUACUAAAUAAUUCAUUUUCGAUGUAUUACAAGAAUUUUUUUAUAACACUUGUUACCACCAUCGUACCACCUUUACUUUCAUUCAGAAUUUAAAAAAAUUGCAGAGAAGGAAUUAGUUCAUCGUGAUAUAUAAAUUUUAUGGAAAAAAAAUUUAGGACCAAAUAUACGUCAUAGGAUGGUAGUUGGUGAUGAAAUGUGGUGUAUAUAUAUAAGGCAAAUACAAUUUAUUAGCCCAAUUUUGCAAAUUAUUAUUCAAACCUUUCAAAAUAUAAAACAUCUGUCAAAUUUUAAUCAUAGCAAUUUAGUUAAUAAUAUUAAUUUGGCAACAUGAUACUAAUUUGGAAGAUACACGUGGAGAUUAGCAUUACAAAAUUUUAGUAUUUUAAUAACUAAAAAAGAGUUGAAAAUUUACUAAAGCAACAGACAAAGAGCUUAUAUUUAGAUACGUUACAAACAAAAUUAUUAAUAUUCUAUAUUUCAAAAAAUUUGACUAAUAACUUAAAAGAUUUGAAAAAUCUUACUAAUAAAUUACAUUAAUGAAGACGCCAACCCACCACCUCAAGGCCAUUUAAUAUUUAGAUCCUUCUAUUUAAUGCCCCUUAACUGCAGUUACAUGCACCAGCACCACGUACGCCACAUGCAUGCAAACCCACAAAACCCCGACGUUACAAAUUAAUGACCGCAACAAACUACAACGUAAAAA